Messenger RNA from Cydia amplana, 913 nucleotides. RefSeq lists its product as uncharacterized. Bases 1 to 906 code for a protein of 301 amino acids. The transcript has 7 exons. The record is from RefSeq and is a predicted model, not a curated record. NCBI's taxonomy places the organism in Eukaryota, Metazoa, Arthropoda, Insecta, Lepidoptera, Tortricidae.
AUGGUAGGAUAUCUAGAGAGACUAGGCACCAUCUGUCGAAAAGGUGGAGGGCGACGCGAGUGCGGCGAGGCGGGGCGGUGCGCGUGCGACUGGCGCGCCCCUCCCGCGCCGCCCGCGCCCCCUCACCCCCUCCGCGCGCUGGACGACACCCCGCCCCCGCUGCUCAGAUCGAACCCACUGUAUACCGAGGAAGAGGAACAAGAGGUAGUGAUAAUCGUGGACUCGCUGGAAGAGGAAGACGUUGUGGAGGGAGGGAACCUCGCGGCGCCCUGCGCGCCUCGCCGCGUACCUUCCACCUCUUCAGGCUACGGCAGCGCCGGCGGCAGCAACGGGCGGGUGUCGCCAUCUUUACCAAAGACCGAGGCGGAGCUACCCGACUCGAAGCACGAAGGAUCUCAGACGUCAAGAGCCUCAACCUCUGACACGGACAGCCCAGGGUGCACGCUGUCGCGGAGCCUUAAGGAGGACAUCAGGGCGUGUCUAGGAGGCUGCAGAUGGGAAAAAGACGUCGGCGACGUAGUAGAAGCCGCCGUGAAGGGCGCCGGGGGCAUCACCGCAGCCCGAGCGAGGCUCCACGCAGCAUUGCUGGCGCUGCAUGAGCCUUUACCCAGGAUUCCCAACCGCGGGCCGUCGCUGCCGUACUGCGGGCCCGGCGUGCGGCCCGGUGACGUCACUAUGAUGCCGAAAACUACUGAGAUGUCGCUGCUGGCUGCCAGCGCCCUCUUCACACUUGACAGUGCGCGCGGCAAAGCGCUGUCACGGACAUUAGCGAAACGCGAUCGCCGUCGCCGCCGAUGCCGCGCCGCCCUCGCCAUACUGGCUUUAUUGAUGCUGCUAGCUGCUGUCGGCGCGGUAGAGCUACUGCUGUCGAGGGGACAGAGGGUUUUCGGCGUUGUGUUGCGAUAGCAGAGGU